AUGGCUGGCGACGCGUGCCAGUCGGUGGCCGUGGAGCGAGUCACAACGCCCACUGCGUGGCAGCAGCACAUGCAGGUGCGCGUGGCGGUGUUCGUGGAGGAGCAGCGCGUGCCGCCGCACGAGGAGGUGGACGCGCACGACGGGCUCGGCGCGCUGCACGCCGUGCCGCCCUCCGCGCUGCACUUCCUCGCCACCGUGCAGGGGCUCCCCGCUGGCGCAGGUCGCUGUGUGGUGAAGGCUGAUGGCACGGCCAAGGUGGGGCGCAUCGCCACGCUGCCUCAGUUCCGCCGCCAGGGAGUGGGGCGCGCCAUCAUGCACUGCAUUCACGAGCAUGCAGCGAAGCAGGGGUGUGUGAGGAGCACACUGGGAGCGCAGGUGGAGGCAGUGCCCUUCUACGAGCGCCUGGGGUACACAGUCACAUCGGGGGAGGUGUUUCUGGAUGCGGGCAUUGAGCACGUGGACAUGCACCGCACACUCGUGCCGUGA
Molecule: messenger RNA, 486 nt
Organism: Closterium sp. Naga37s-1
Lineage: Eukaryota; Viridiplantae; Streptophyta; Zygnematophyceae; Desmidiales; Closteriaceae
Source: the annotation of a GenBank genome assembly